Molecule: messenger RNA, 689 nt
Organism: Copidosoma floridanum
Lineage: Eukaryota; Metazoa; Arthropoda; Insecta; Hymenoptera; Encyrtidae
Product: phospholipid-transporting ATPase IF
Biological process (GO): phospholipid translocation
Cellular component (GO): plasma membrane; endoplasmic reticulum
Molecular function (GO): ATP binding; magnesium ion binding; ATP hydrolysis activity
Source: RefSeq, a predicted model, not a curated record
GCACUUUACGACAGCACAUUUUUGAUGGGCUUCAAUGCUUUUUUCUCCGCUGUUCCGAUCGUCGUUUACGGAAUUUGCGAGCAAAACUAUUCGUACAAGGAACUGCUGGACAAUCCGCGCUUGUAUCAAUUGUACAGGAAAAAUUAUUUACUGUCCGCCAAACAAUUCAUCGUAUGGAUGUUUAUAGCUUUCUGGCAAACAACGGUGAUUUACUUCAUUCCUUAUUUUUACUGGAAAAUCAAUCCAGUUAAUUUACUCGACAGUACACCAUCGGAUCACUGGUGUUUUUGUACCUGCAUAAUGCAUCUCGUCACAUUAGUUAUUAAUUUACAGCUAUUAGUAUUGAGUUCAUAUUGGACUUUUCCGUAUUUAUUGAGCAUAACGCUAACAGAAUUAUUCUUUGUCGGAUUCACAUUGGUAUAUAGCUUAUUUCACGUAUCGUUCGAUGGGAACAUGCUUGACGUAUUCCCGAGGCUACUGUUGUCCCCUUCGAUUUGGUUCCUGACACUGUUGGUAAUAAUUACCUGUUUGAUGCCUUCGGUUCUUUACACCAUUUACGAAAACGACAGACCCGCGAGGGUGCGAGGAAAGUUGGAAAGUCGGGAAAAGCACAUGAGCGAUAUCUUUUAUUCACCAGUACAACAAAUGUCCACUCAUCUGCCGGUAAAAGUUUUUCUCCUGAUGUUGAU